UCGCAAACUACACGGCUUCAUUUGGAAGUUAAGAGGGACAUAAGAAGUUACCUCGAGCUUUGAAAUUUGAUAUGGUAAUAAUAAUUCAAGAUUGAAAAACGGACAGUGGUUUUCUGUGGAACCUUCGCAUGGAAUUGAUCAAAGCCGCUGUCACUGAACUAAACUCACACCUGAAGAUAAACUCUUGAGUGGGAAUGUGCGCAGCACUCGUCCUGGACCUGAAGACUUAAGUGGCUGCUAACGGAACACCGAGGUGGCAAGCUGUGAGGUUGGACGAUGGGCGAGCUUGAUGAUCAGUCCGGACAGCUCUUCGAGACUUUUAUCCAGGCGUCCACGUGCAAAGGCACCCUCCAGGCCUUCGGAAUACUAUGUCGGCAGUUGGACCUGGACCCAUCCCACUACAGUGCCUUCUACCGCAACCUCAAGAGCGCCGUCACCUCGUGGAAGGCUGAGCCGCUGUGGAAUAAGCUGGACAAGAGAGCCAGCCACAAGGAGUACAAGAAAGGCAAUGCCUGCCCAGACACAAGGUGUCUGAUUAUUGGGGGUGGACCCUGUGGCCUUCGCACAGCCAUCGAGUUGGCCCUUCUAGGAGCCAAAGUGGUCCUGAUCGAGAAGAGGGACACCUUCUCCAGGAACAAUGUGCUGCACCUCUGGCCCUACACCAUCUAUGACCUCAAGGAACUCGGUGCUAAGAAGUUCUACGGCAAGUUCUGCGCUGGAGCCAUAGACCACAUCAGUAUUCGCCAGCUCCAACUCAUGCUGUUGAAGAUUGCCCUCAUUGUCGGUGUGGAGGUGCAUGUCAAUGUUGAGUUUGUGAAGCUCCUGGAGCCACCAGAGGAUCAGGGCAGUGAUGGUCAUGGAUGGAGGGCAGAGAUUCGACCAGCCGACCACCCACUGGCCAGCUAUGACUUUGACGUGGUGAUCGGGGCAGAUGGCCGCAGGAACACACUUGAUGGAUUUCGAAGGAAGGAGUUCCGCGGGAAGCUGGCCAUCGCGAUCACUGCCAACUUUGUCAACCGCCACACCACGGCCGAAGCUAAGGUGGAGGAGAUCAGUGGGGUAGCCUUCAUCUUUAAUCAGAAGUUCUUUCUGGACCUCAGGGAAGAAACCGGUAUUGAUCUGGAGAACAUUGUGUACUACAAGGACGACACUCACUAUUUUGUGAUGACGGCAAAGAAACAGAGUCUUCUGGAUAAGGGGGUCAUUAUACAUGACUAUAUUGAAACUGAGAAGCUGCUAAGCAAUGACAACGUCAACCAGGAGGCCCUGCUGUCCUACGCCCGUGAGGCCGCCGACUUUGGCACCAACUACCAGCUGCCCUCUCUAGACUAUGCCAUCAACCACUACAGCCAGCCUGACGUGGCCAUGUUCGACUUCACCUGCAUGUACGCAUCGGAGAAUGCGGCGCUCAUCCGCGAGAAGGCCGGACAUCAACUACUCGUUGCCCUGGUAGGGGACAGUCUACUAGAGCCCUUCUGGCCCAUGGGGACGGGCUGCGCUCGCGGGUUCCUGGCUGCCUUUGACACGGCCUGGAUGGUGCAAGGCUGGGCACAGGGGAAAUCCCCGCUGGACAUCCUCUCUGAGAGGGAAAGCCUCUACAGGCUGCUCCCACAAACCACUCCAGAGAACAUUUCAAAGAAUCUCGAACAGUACACGAUAGACCCAGCGACACGGUACCCAAACCUCAACUCCAGCUGUGUGCGGCCGCAUCAGGUAAAGCAUCUGUACAUUAAUGGUGAGCAGGACUCGAGUUUGCUGGAGCGGGGUGCUGCUGUCCGCAGAUCUGUGAAACGUAGAGAAUCCGAGAUCAGGCCCAGCCGACUGCUGUCCUGGUGCCAGAAACAGACUCAAGGCUACCGCGCUGUGGAGGUCACUGACCUCAGCUCCUCCUGGAAGAGUGGCUUGGCCCUGUGUGCCCUCAUCCACCACUUCAGACCGGAGCUUAUUGACUUCGAAUCCCUGAAUGAGGCGGAUUCGGAGGCCAACAACCAGCUGGCGUUCGACGUGGCCGAGCGAGAGCUGGGCAUCCAGCCUGUGACCACGGGCAAGGAGAUGGCUGUUGUGCAGGGGCCCGACAAGCUCAUCAUGGUGCUCUACCUCUCCAAGUUCUACGAGAAAUUCUACAGUGCCUCCCUGAGAGCCUCCGGUGCUGCCAGGGAAAAGGAUGAAAACAAUGAACACUAUUCAUCCAAGUCUAACAACCUAAUGAACCUCACACAGCCACGAAAGAGGAUUCCAAAGGACAAGAAGAAGCUGGAAGACAACGACUCCCAGAAUGCUAAACGGAGACGGAACUGCAGCUAUUUGGACGAGCUGUUAACCGGUCAGGCGAACUCCUCUGCAGAGGGCUCAGUUCGUUCUAUGGCGCACCUCCGGGCCAAGUUUGAGGAGAACGCCUCCGGCGGGCUUCCACGCAAACAGUCGGAGUCUGAUUCGGACUCUGAUUCCUCCGAGUCCCCCCCUCCCCGGCCUACCACGCUGGACUGGACCGAGAAUCCCCGCUUUGCCAAGCCCAAGGACCAACCCCCUCCUCCCUCACCUCCUCCCAAGCCCAAGUGGCAGCCGUCUAUCUACUUGAGGCUCCUGUCGGCGGGCUCCUCGCCCCAGGGUCCCAAAGCCAGCCCAAGCUCCUCAUAUCCCCGUAGCCCCAGUCCCAGCCCCAGCCCUGCGUGUGGCUCCAGUCCUCAGUCUCAGUACAUACACUCCAUCAUUCCUCUCGGAGUUCCACAGGUAGUCCCUCCAGCAGAGGGCUCGGGUGAUGCGGCCUACCCAGACUGGCCCUCCUCCUCCUCCUCCUCCUCCUCCCCUUCCUCCUCGUCUUCAUCUCUGCCCUCCUCCUGCUCCCUCCGCACUCCAGCUCUGUCUGACAUGCACCAGCGGCAGCAGCACCUGGAGGACGAAAUUGAACAGAGGAAAGCAAAGACCCUAAGCGCUAGGGAGUUCACUAGAAAGAGCAUAAAGGAGAGGGCUCAGCACCUGUUCUCCAUGUUCCCCGGUGAAGUCGCUCGGGUCAAGGUCUUUACGCCUACCUAUUCUCCCACCCCUGCCUCCAACCCUUCUCCUCCGGAGAGCCCCUCCACCAACUCUCUCCACGUCUCCUCCACCCUGUCCUGUCUCCCUCUCGCCCCAGCCACACCUGAGCCCUCGAAGCAGUGCAAUGGAAGUGCCUCAUUAUGUGAGCGUGGUCUUAGUCAGAUCCAUUUAUCUGAAAACAAUCACGCAGAAACCUCCAGUUCUCACCAACAGAGGACAGUGGGGAAGGUCUCUUCUGUGAUAGGCGCUAAGGCUGAGACUCUGGCCAUCCUCUAUGAGACUGACCAUAGGCCCAAAGCUGCCAACACAGCACUCUCACCGGGUACGACGCGGAAGGAGUUCCCGAUGGGCGUGGGCGGGAGCGACGUGUGCCACUCGUGCAAGAAGCGGGUGUACGUGAUGGAGCGCCUGAGUGCCGAGGGCUACUUCUUCCACCGCGAGUGCUUCCGCUGCGAAGACUGCCUGUGCACAUUGCGACUGGGUGGCCAUGCCUUCAACACCGGUCACGGCAAGUUCUACUGCAAGUUGCACUACUCUCAGUAUUUAGCCAACAACAAGAACCGAGGACGAGUGUCGGAGGGGACCGGGACAUCUUCGCUUGACGGCGGUGUGCUGUGCUCGUCCACCGACGAUCUGCAGGGCCAGUCUUCAGGAGUCCCACAACAGCAUACGACUUCUGAUGGCCCAAGCAAAGGAGCACAGAAGGCCUGGCUGGACCCCAUCAUGGUGGCUGAGCUACCAGAGGACCCUCAGCUAGAAAUGGACCAGCCUGGGUCCACCAUGGAGUGUCAGACGUCAGAACCAUUUUCCCUUCAGUCCUCUGAUUCGGGAUCUACCAGCUGCAGCUCGCUGUCAGAAGAGGCCAAGGGCCACGGUCCUGCUUCUAAGGGUGCCAAUAAGAACAACUACUGGAGAAGAAAAAUUCGGGCCACGCUACCACUGAUCCUGGUGAAGACAUUCGCCCGCGGAAGAGCUGCCGACAAGCAGCAGGGCCUCGCAGAAGAUGGAGAGUCCGACUUUGAAGAGAUUCACCAUUCUGAAAAGCAGGCCUCCUCAUCUACAUCUGAAAAACAUGCUGGCUCCCUGUCCAUCGAGGAGAAGUGCCCAGCACAGACUGAAGUGCCCACUCUCACCGACAACAGCCAGGGCCUUCCAGAGAGGCCUGACCCCAGCCUCACCACCUCCUCCUCCUCCUCCUCCUCCUCCUCAGCCUGCUCGUCCCAGCUGCAGCCUGGGCAGCAGGAUAAGGACCAGGAGCAGCAGCAGCGGCCUGACUCCUCAGUCAGUCCCAAAAGGAGGCUCCUCCUUUCUUCGAAUGAGAAGGAGAAGCUGCUCAACUGGGACGUGGAGCCCUCAGAAGACUCCUCUAAGCCGUCGGACCUCAGGAAGGGUCCCCGCGGGCCUUCCGCACUGCCGACGGGUGGAAAGCCCGAGUCCGCCCCGAAGACGACACCGACGCCAGAACCCACACCUGCGUCGCCUCAGUCCACCUUCCAAAUAUGGGCCAGUGUCCUCCGGAAGAGCAUCUCCGGAGGGUCCAGCCAUAAGGAGGGGUCCAGCCAUAAGGAGGCGUCUAGCGGCGCUAACGUGGUUCGGAGGACCAACCGUGUGCCUAAGGCCAGGCCGCUGUCCUUACCCGGAGGCUCCAUCAGUUUGGUGGGCUCCGUGUUGGGGCCUGCGUCCCAGAGCCAGCUGGCGGCCUUCCCUGGAGAGGGAGAGCAGCAGCAGCAGCAAGAGAAUGUCUCCACCGCCACGGAGAACGGCCACGGCGAGCAGAGGAGGGGCAGCGAGCUGACCAUGCUGCUGCAGCAGGUGGCCCUGAGCUCCAAGCCCCCCACCUCCGGCUCCAAAGAUGACAUGGCCUUCCUGCCUCGCCGCAAGCUCAACUUCUUCUCCUCGCUCCGCGUAAAGAACAGGGAUGAGGUGGACGGAGGGAAAGGAGGAAGGAAAGGGAAAGAGGACAGCAAGGAUAAGGACAUCUGGACCAUCCUCUCCAAAUUCAGGAACAAAGCUAAUAGCCAGCCACAUGAUGAGGAAGAGGAGUAUGAGGAGGAAGAGGGGGCCAGCUCUUCUGAUGAAGGAGAGGAUCGGAUGCCUGACAAACCAAUGCGCAAGGGGAGCUUGAGUGAGCGGCAGAGGAGAAAGCAGGAGAGGAUUGUCCAGCAGCAGGCCAGACGAGAGCAGCUGAAGAGACUCCACAGAGCGCAGACGAUCCAGAGGCAGCUGGAGGAGGUGGAGGAGAAACAGCGAGCUCUAGAGGAGGAGGGGGUGGCUCUGGAGAAGGUCCUGAGGGGGGAGACAGACAAUGGGGAUUCCUCGGACGAGCUUGACCUCCUGCAGACCUGGUUUAAAUUGGUGCUGGAGAAGAACAAGCUGCAGCGCUAUGAAUCUGAGCUCGUGAUCUUUGCUCAAGAAUUGGAGCUCGAGGACACACAGAGUCAACUUCAGCAGGACCUGCGAAGCAGAAUGGCAGUUGAUGACUGCUUGAAGAGUGCUACAGACCUGAGCGAGGAGCAGGAGAUUCUGGUCCACAUAAUGCAGGUGGUGGAGAAACGUGAUCAGCUGGUGAGUCUCCUGGAGGAGCAGCGACUGAAGGAGCGUGCCGAGGACCAGGACCUGGAGAGCAUGGUGCUGUCCAAAGGGUACCGGUUCCACUGGACCUAAGGGACAGCAGCAUUCAGUCUCGACUCCUUGUGGAACUGAUCAAUGGCUAGAGCAAUAGACUCGGGGAGUUGAAGUGAUUCUGCAUAUGAAUUAUGUUUUAUCGUUUUAAGACUUUUAAAAUUCAUCCCACUGUAUCAUUGCUGUGAUGCCUGCUGAAAUUGUAACAUUUGGAUAUAUGGGUUGAAACAGAUUUUUUUGUUUGUUUGUUCAUGUGUUUAUAUGUAUGGUUGGUUAUUAGGUGUUUUUAAAUACCGUCUUCCUGAGGUGCCACUGCUCUGGUUUCCCAUUUAAAAUCAUACCGGUAAAUUAAUGUAAAGACUUGCCUUUCAUGAAACCAAGGGUCAUACUGAAAUGGCGCUUUUCGUUUUAUGUGUGCAAUAUUGUCCAUUUGAAUGCAUUCACUCACAAUGUGGUAGAAUAGAUUAUGUUCUCUGUCCAAGCACCAACUCUAUAGGUAAAUAUUUAAAACCACCUUUUCACUUUGUGUGUUGUGUGUCUUUUCAGAAAGAGAUGUGUUCAGCACGAGUUCUUUAGGUGUUUUCUUUUACAUUACGAUCUCUCUUGAAUUUCCUAUUUGAAAGAUGUUGUAUUGUUUUCCUAAUUAACACUAAGAUGUCAGACCAUAGUCGUAUAUUAUCUAAUUGCAGGUAUUGCACAAGAUUUUCUUUAAGGAAAUGCUAUUUUACUGCUGUAAACAUUUUCAUUUUUUUGUGAGAAAUUGUUGGCUAGCUGUAUAUUUAUUUCCUCAUGUCUGAAACACUGCCAAAUGUUUUUUGUGUUAAUUUAGGAUGUUUGAUUUAUUUUACUUAAUUUAAUUCAGAAAUGUUCACUAAAUUGUGUUUAUCUAUACCUACGUAAUUUAUUUAAUAAAAACUGUUUAAAACUCU
Messenger RNA from Alosa sapidissima (American shad), 6584 nucleotides. RefSeq names its product microtubule associated monooxygenase, calponin and LIM domain containing 2b (gene mical2b). NCBI's taxonomy places the organism in Eukaryota, Metazoa, Chordata, Actinopteri, Clupeiformes, Clupeidae. The record is from RefSeq and is a predicted model, not a curated record. The transcript is spliced from 36 exons. The coding region runs from base 277 to 5697 and encodes 1806 amino acids. Gene Ontology annotation, molecular function: FAD binding; protein binding.